AUGCCAACCCUACCCUCCGUGAACCACUGCCGAGAAGAAUCUCUCCCUCUUUCAGUCCCUUCAGUUCCUGCCUCUACUCUACCUCCUGCACGCUCUCGCGCAACUUCCUCCUCCACCACCCAUCCCCCUACGACUGAUCCGCCCGCCUUGUUCGCUGCUUCCUUCACUGGGUCAGUCGUCGGCUCUAUCUCCCGCCGCAACCGUCGCUCUUUUGCUGCCUUGGCCCAAAAAACCUCCAGUGCCCUGGCCAGCUUGUCGACCAUCUCGACCGUCUCCCAGACCCCCGCGGGCAACUUAUCCACGCUGCACUCCUCGAACUCUUCCGGCAGCCUCUCAAGACUCACCAAAUCCAACGUCUCUACCCCCUUGACCCCGCCAUUAUCCGAGGGAGACACAUACGAGCAGUUGCCGGAUUUUUCGCGCUCGGUUUCCCCGGAGCCGUCUUUCCACAAACGGCGCCUGACGCUGCAGCGCGUCCCGACACCCCCUCAAGAAUCCCGCCCUGCCCAUCCGGGCGCUGCGCCAACCGCGCCCAGCAAAAUGCACCAGACUUCGUCGAGGCUGUUGCGUAUGACCGAAGAUGAGCGACCGUUCACCAAGGAUUUUAUGGACUUGUUCUCCACUUUGAUGGUAAGCUUGAAGUUGGACUCCCAUCGGGUCCGCUUCACAAGAUAUGACCACACCUUCACCUCCGAAGAGGCGAUCAACAACUUGGGAUCCCUCAAAUUCUCCCAGUCGAACCGCAUGCCAGACCCCAAGGACCCCUCGCGCAUCGUGACCACCACCACGACCACCACCUUCUCCAUGGCCAAGGAAAUGGCGCGCUCAGUCUGCCAGCGCUUUGUGGAUGGUCGCUUCAUCGAGGCCGUCGAUGGCAAGGCCCUGCCAAUCUUCCCGCUCAAGGGCGCCCUCUUCCAACUCACCCCCAAGGGCAUCAACAUCCUGCAGCGCUUCUGCCAGCGAAACGGAAUCACUGCCCGUCACGUGAUGGAUGUUUUGGAGUCUCCGCGCAACACGAUGCAAUUGGUGAACUUGGAGCGAGACACUGAGACCGAUAAGCUGUCGCAUGACCGUGCCACCAUCGAGGUGAUCUUCCGCCGGUUUGCGGGACAGGAUGGGCCCAAUAUCAAAAGCAGCAUUUCCACAUCAGACUCGGACUCGUUAAGCGACUACUCCAACGGAAUUGUCGGUGUGAAGAUGGCGCGGGAGCGGAAAUUGCAGGACGGCAAGAUUUACACCAACACGUUUACUGGGAAGGGUGCGGUGGAUUGGUUGAUGGACUGCUCGACCACCAUUGAGCGCCGGGAGACCUGCCUGAUUGCCGAGUUGUUCCUCAAGUAUGGCUUGAUUACAAUGAUUCAGGACGACAAGUCCUUUCCAGACUCCAACGCCGUGUUCCAGCUCUCCAAAUAUGCCAUCUACAGCAUCACAGAGCGUGGCCAGCGCGUAUGUGGCUGGAUUGCUCGUGACAAGACCCGUGACAACUCCGGCGCUUAUGACAACCGCGGCAUGCCCCGCGAUUCCAACAACGCUCGACUGACCCACAUCCUGCAAGACCCCGCCCUCCGCCUGCUGUUCCGUGAAUUCUUGCGCUACUCACUGUGCGAAGAGAACCUGUCCUUCUACCUCGAUGUGUCUGAAUUUACUGCCAACUACCACAAGGCCGAGAAGACCGGCACGUUCAACAAGGUGGACUCGGUUCGGGAAACCCUGGCUGCUGCCUAUGGGCUGUACAACGCGUUCUUGGCCCCAGGGUCACCCUGCGAGUUGAACAUUGACCACGCCCUCCGCAACAGCCUGGCCAGCCGUAUGACCAAGGCUGUUGGCGAUGACGAGUCCAUGUUCAAGAGCCUUCAGGAGGUGGUGCAUCUCUUUGAGCUUGCACAGACUUCCGUCUUCAAGCUGAUGUCAAGUGACUCCGUCCCGAAAUUCCUUCGCGACCCCAAGUACUCCGUCGUCCUGCAGGAACACGACGUCGACAUUUUCGGCGGCUCGCGCUCCUACUCCCCCACCCCGGGUGCCCCAGAACGAACUAUGAGCCGGUCUGCUCGCUCAUGA
Penicillium canariense is the source of this 2058-nucleotide messenger RNA. It is a transcript of the gene flbA, whose product is annotated as developmental regulator FlbA. Bases 1 to 2058 code for a protein of 685 amino acids. The transcript has 4 exons. The record is from RefSeq and is a predicted model, not a curated record. NCBI's taxonomy places the organism in Eukaryota, Fungi, Ascomycota, Eurotiomycetes, Eurotiales, Aspergillaceae. Gene Ontology annotation, biological process: intracellular signal transduction.